AUGAGUACAGGCGUUUAUUUGCUAAUUUUGUUAAUAUAUGUUUAUGUAUUUCUAAGUUACCGGAUAUAUAGGCUUAUAAUUAGAAACAAAAGCAUUUCAUCUAUUCCCUCCUCCAAUUUGAAGGGGGAGAAAACUCGAUAUUUUUUGUUUUGUUUUUUGUUUUUUUGCCAUAUAACUCGAAUUUUAUCAAUAACAAUACUGACAUAUUUAGACAUACAAGAUGAUGCAAUAGAUUACAACACAUUAUUAUUAUUCCCCAAUUUUUAUUUUCAUUUUAUUUUACUUAAAACUAUUCCAACAUAUCUUUUUUUAUCAUCCUUUACAAUAAUUAUACUUUUUUGGUCUCAAGUAUAUUAUUCGUCUAUACUUGUAACAUCACAAUAUUUAAAGUCUUACUAUAUAUAUAUAAAUUUCUCAGGAUAUAUAAUAAACUUAUUAUUCGCAAGUAUAGAAUAUUUAUCGAGCUCUUUUAAGAAUUAUAUAUAUUUCAAUUUUAUUUUUGAGUCGUUAGUAGACUAUUUAAUAGCAAUUUCCUUUUUGUAUUAUGGAGUAAAAGUUACUUCAAAGUUAAAGGAAAAAAAUAAAGGGAUAUCUCAAAAAAGCAGAAUUACACAAAGGAUAUUAUCAUUGGCAAUUGUUAUGUUUGUAAUUUUAUCUCUAAAAGGAUUUUAUUCAUUUUGGUGUUUCACAAAUGACGGAGAAUUAUAUAAUUCAUAUUAUGAUGCUCCAACAUAUGAUGCAUUGAUAUACUUUAUUUCGGAAUGCAUUCCAUCCAUUUUCAUAAUUUAUACCUUUCAGUCAAAUAAAGACAAAAAUUCAUUGAGUUUCGAAUAUGCAACUCCGCUUUGUUCUCAAGUGUUCGAUCCAUAUGAUUAUAAAAUGAAGAAAAAAACAAACCACUAA
Plasmodium berghei ANKA is the source of this 903-nucleotide messenger RNA. Its product is annotated as conserved protein, unknown function. The transcript is spliced from 8 exons. The record is from RefSeq and is a predicted model, not a curated record. Lineage: Eukaryota; Apicomplexa; Aconoidasida; Haemosporida; Plasmodiidae. The coding region runs from base 1 to 903 and encodes 300 amino acids.